AAAACCAAUGGAAGGUGUUUCCAAACUUAUAUUAGGAUUGAGUAUAUAUGGUUUAUUGGUAACAGUUGGAUUGACAGCGAUACCCAUGGAAUUGGCGUGCCUGGCAAUAGAGGGAGAUGUGACGGUGGACGAAUGGGAGGUGGAAAGAGCUUCGGUGGAUUUCGGAAUGAUGAAGAGGACGGAGCCGCUAGUCGUAUUGCACCCUGCCUCGGGGGAGGACGUGGCGACGGUGGUUCGAGCGGCGUAUGAGUUGGGCAAGGGGUUGAGAGUGUCGGCGAGAGGGGAGGGUCACUCCACGAACGGGCAGGCUCAGGCGGAGAAAGGGGUGGUCAUAGACAUGAGGUCGCGGUCUAGUGUGACGGUGUGGGAGGAGGAGAAGUAUGUGGAUGUGUGGGGUGGAGAGCUCUGGAUAAAGGUACUGAUGGAGACGUUGGAGUAUGGACUCGCACCAAAGUCCUGGACCGAUUACCUGUAUUUGACGGUCGGCGGAACCCUCUCCAACGCCGGCAUCAGUGGCCAGACCUUCCAUCACGGCCCUCAGAUCUCCAACGUCCACCAGCUCGACGUUGUCACAGGAAAGGGCGAGUUGUUGACAUGCUCCGAGGAUCUUGACACUGAGUUGUUCCAUGCCGUCCUGGGAGGUCUUGGACAAUUCGGAAUCAUCACUAGGGCCAGAAUUGCUCUUCAACCGGCCCCUCACAGGGUGCGUUGGAUAAGAGUGCUGUAUUCGGAUUUUUCAGUGUUCACGAGAGACCAAGAGUUUCUGAUCUCUCUGCAUGGGAAACCAGCCAGUGAGAGAUUUGACUACGUUGAGGGAUUUGUAAUAGUGGACGAAGGGCUUAUUAACAAUUGGAGGUCCUCCUUUUUUUCACCCAGUAACCCAGUCACUCUCAGUUCUCUGAAUGCUGAUGGGGGUGUCUUAUACUGCUUGGAGAUUACCAAAAAUUACCAUGAAGGCAACGCAAGUACUGUUGACCAGGAAAUAGAGGGCCUGUUGGAAAAGUUAGAUUUUAUAGAAACAUCAGUGUUCACAAAAGACGUGACAUACGUGGAUUUUCUGGAUCGCGUACACAAGGCAGAGUUAAAGCUGAGGUCCAAGGGUUUGUGGGAGGUCCCACAUCCAUGGCUCAACCUUUUUGUUCCCAAGUCAAGGAUAGCUGACUUCGACAAGGGCGUCUUCAAGGGCAUUCUCGGAAAUACCACAAGUGGCCCCAUCCUCAUCUACCCCAUGAACUCCAGCAAGUGGGAUCAGCGGAGCUCGGUGGUGACACCAGAGGAGGAGGUGUUCUACCUAGUGGCAUUUCUGAGAUCAGCUGUGGAUAAUGAGACUGUGGAGUACCUGAACAAUCAGAACCAUGAAAUCCUGAGAUUCUGCGAUGAUGAGGGCAUCAAGGUGAAACAGUAUCUUCCACAUUACACAAAGCAACAGCAGUGGAAGGACCACUUUGGGAACAAAUGGGACCAAUUUUAUCAAAGGAAGAUGCAAUUCGAUCCUGGCUGCAUCUUGGCCACUGGCCAGCGUAUUUUUAAGCCUCCCACUACUACCUCCAACGACGUAUGAAAAGUU
Messenger RNA from Neltuma alba, 1567 nucleotides. RefSeq names its product cytokinin dehydrogenase 5-like. Gene Ontology annotation, biological process: cytokinin metabolic process. Bases 8 to 1561 code for a protein of 517 amino acids. The transcript is spliced from 5 exons. NCBI's taxonomy places the organism in Eukaryota, Viridiplantae, Streptophyta, Magnoliopsida, Fabales, Fabaceae. Gene Ontology annotation, molecular function: FAD binding; cytokinin dehydrogenase activity. The record is from RefSeq and is a predicted model, not a curated record.